Ilex paraguariensis (yerba mate) is the source of this 999-nucleotide messenger RNA. The record is from the annotation of a GenBank genome assembly. Lineage: Eukaryota; Viridiplantae; Streptophyta; Magnoliopsida; Aquifoliales; Aquifoliaceae.
AUGGAGCAUCUAGUGGAGCACAUGAGGAUCUCAUAUCACUCAGUUCACGAGCCCAUGUGUGGAAUCUGCAGAAAACAUUGCCGAUCGUUUGAAUCUCUGAGGGAGCAUCUGAUAGGUCCUUUGCCAAAGGCAGAAUGUGAGAGGAUAUUCAAAGACAAAGGAUGCGAUCUCUGCUUGGCCAUCCUUAGUAGCAGCAAUGCUCUAAGGGUUCACCGAGAGACAUGCCAACUCUCACGCACUGGAGCUCUUUAUCGCAUGGCCAACUUAGGAAUUCAAGAUGACUUGAGGAUUGAUAAUAAUAGGGCAAAAGUAGUUGCACUUGCUUGCAAAAUGGUUGGCGGUGGCAGUGAUGGCUCCCUUGAUCUUUGUGCAAGGGUUUGCCUCACCGAUGAAUAUGAAAACAUGAUCUUCCAUACAUAUGUCAAACCUCCCCUUUCAGUCACCAAUUACAGGUACGAUAUGACUGGAAUACGUCCAGAAUUCUUAAGGGAUGCAAUGCCAUUAAGACAAGUCCAGAGGAAGAUUCAAGAUUUUUUAUGCAACGGGGAACCUGUAUGGAAGAUACGCUCUAGAGGUGGAACAGCAAGGAUCCUUGUAGGUCAUGGUCUGGAUCAUGACCUUAAAUGCCUAGAAAUGGAGUACCCUACCGUAAUGAUCAGGCAAGUUUCUGUGGACACAGCAAAAUAUCCUCCAUUAAUGAAAACAAGCAAGCUCAGCAACUCCCUCAAGUACCUGACAAAAUCAUACCUAGGGUAUGAUAUUCAAACUGGUAUACAAGAUCCUUACGAGGACUGCGUCGCCACAUUGAGGCUUUACACAAGGAUGAAAUCCCAAGUUCAUAAAAUGGAGAACUAUCCGCUCGCUACUGACCCACAAAACCGAAACAAUUUCGCGUCAUGGAGGCAAAGUGAGCUGGAGAGGAUGACCCCAGAUGAAAUGCUGGAGAUCUCAAGGUCCGAUUACUACUGUUGGUGCUUGGACUGCAAAGAUGGUGCCUAA